CAUACCAUCACCACACCCAGACCAACUCAACUCAACUCAUCACACACUGUCUGACUGAUACAACAGAGGUUGACACAUUGAGAAAAUAACAGAGAACUUCUUUGAGCAACCGAUAGAGAGAUGGGUCGAGCACCGUGCUGCGACAAGGCGACGGUGAAGAGGGGGCCAUGGUCACCGGAGGAGGACGCCAUGCUCAAGGCCUACAUUGAGGAGCACGGCACCGGGAACAACUGGAUUGCGCUGCCACACAAGAUUGGGCUGAAGAGAUGUGGCAAGAGCUGCAGGCUGAGGUGGCUAAACUACCUGAGGCCCAACAUAAAGCAUGGGGACUUCACCCCGGAGGAGGACAGCACAAUCUGCAGCCUCUACAUUAGCAUAGGGAGCAGGUGGUCAAUCAUAGCAGCACAGCUGCCAGGAAGGACUGACAACGAUGUCAAGAACUACUGGAACACCAAGCUCAAGAAGAGGCUCCUCGGCGGCCGCCGCAAGGGCCGGGGCACGCACCACCGACCCCAGAGCGAUGCCACCAACGCCGAGACGGAUGGCGGCGCCAACAACGACGGCGAGGAGCGGUCGCUCAGCGCGUCGGCGAUGGAGAGGAUCCAACUCUGUAUGCAGCUGCAGGAGAUGCAGAACCCUCUCGGCAUCAGCAGCCACCAGUACAACCCCUUGCAGCAGCAGAUGUGGCCUAAUAACCACCACCAGGUGCCCACACAGAGCAACAGCAGCGGUAGCAGCAGCCUCAAUGUAACAGUAGCUGCCGAGCAGGGACAGUCUAGCUCUAUGAACGACCAGUGCAACGGGUUUCGGCAGCUGGAGACCGCUGCUGUGGAUGACGGCCUGGCCUCUCCAUCGAGCCCCAAGAACUCAAAUGUCGUCACCAUCGAGGCAGAGCUUCAGGAGCUGCUCUACGGCACAACAUCGACGACAACGACCGACAGCGUCGCCGUCAGUCAGCAAGGGGGUGCGGACUGGUGGAGCUAUGAUCAGGACAGGUCAGCCGUGAAUUGUUGGGACUUCACCCCUGAAACCAGCUCGGUGUUCCAGGACUACACAUCUGUGUAUGACAUCUGAAAGUGUCAACAAUGCAAGUUGUGCAAGUAAAAUUAGGGGUGGGUAAUAGGGAUUUGUCUAGGCUUGGUUCUUGGUCUGUGGCAUCUAAAACAAACUGUAAGGAACUCUUGUAAGAAAUUUGUAGUAAGCUGUAAGGCAUGGACAAAUAAAGGUAUGUAAGAAUACCAGGUUCCAAGAAAUGAAUAUGCUUAAAUGGCACCA
Messenger RNA from Brachypodium distachyon (stiff brome), 1275 nucleotides. Its product is annotated as transcription factor MYB36. The transcript is spliced from 3 exons. Lineage: Eukaryota; Viridiplantae; Streptophyta; Magnoliopsida; Poales; Poaceae. The record is from RefSeq and is a predicted model, not a curated record. Bases 121 to 1074 code for a protein of 317 amino acids.